GGCACGUAUGUGGAGCAAACAAAGCAAACUUUUCUCUUUAAAGGGUACGUGAAUCAUCUCAAGGUCAGGGUGUGGUGUUUGUGUGUGAGAGUGUGUGUGCAUCUAAGUUUAAUAAAGACUCUUCCUGAUUGUGUUAGUCUUUACUCGCUGAGCCCUCUUCAGGUAGCUGGAGGAAUUGUUCCCCUUGCGUACUGGCAUUAUUGGUUAAGCGUGUCAGGCCAGUUCCAGAGUGACAUGUUGUGUUUUCAUUACAGAGCUCAAGAAGCGUCAGUGCAAAGUCCUGUUUGAUUAUCUGCCUCUGAAUGAAGACGAGCUGGAACUGAAGGUUGGAGAUAUCAUUGACAUCACUGAGGAGGUUGAGGAGGGCUGGUGGAGCGGAAGCAUGAAUGGGAAGUCUGGACUCUUUCCUUCCAACUUUGUCAAAGAAAUAGAAUCAACUGAAGACACCGAGACGAGCGAUGUAACAGAAGAGCCAGAUGGCAUAGAUGGAGCGACUAGCCCCACGUCCCCUUACCAAGGCAACGGGGUCAUGGCCCAACCGAAGAAGAUUAAAGGUGUCGGAUUUGGCAACAUAUUCAGAGAGGGAUCUGUAAAACUCAGAGCCUCUCAAAGAACACCACCUGAAAAUGAGGAAAAGAAAGAAAAACCAAUCCCAUCAUUACCAUCUGCCACAAAAACCACCUCUUUGAGCACUCCUGAACCCCCUAAGGGAGAAAAAGAAGCAGAGAGCAAAGGAAAAGUAAAAGAAUACUGUAAGGCCAAAUUCCACUAUGAAGCAACUAACCAAGAUGAGCUGGAUUUAAAGGAGGGUGACAUCAUCCACAUACUGAGCAAGGACACAGGAGAGCCGGGCUGGUGGAGAGGAGAGAUCAACGGCCGAGAGGGAGUUUUCCCAGACAACUUUGUAGCUCCGCUUCCUGAGACAGGCAAAGAGACACUCCCAUCCAAAGGCUUCGUUAAAGCUUCUGCUAAACCGGAACCAGAGGAGAAGCCAAAGAAGCCCCCACCACCAUCUAAAACCCCAGCCCUGAAACCAGAGGCCCCCAGUGUGGACAAGAAGCCCCCGCAGUCACGGCCUGAAGAUAAAGUUGUCAAGCCCUUGCCUGAGAAGCCGGCCAAACCUGCUGGCCCCAUCGUGCCCCCGAAAAAACCUGUGCCUCCCAGCAAGGCACUUCUACGUCCUUCCAUCCACACAAAACGACCUGACUUGCCUCUCAUUCCAUCACCAUCACCAGCCGCCAAGCAAGUGCAAAAUGGAGAAGUUCCCCAUAUACGUACAAAGUCAGAGAGCGAACCUGUACCCAUCAAGCCAAAAACUGUGGACAGCAGUGAGAAGAAUUCAGAAACGGUUAAUCUCAUGAGUUUUGACGAUGUCUCCUCGGUCUCGGAGAAGUUGACCCACCCUACCGCACAGCGACCAAAGAUGCCUGGCAAAAGACCUCCUGGUCACAGAGGCCACUCCCCGAGCAAUGAAAUUGCUGAGAAAGCUGAGAAAAUCGAUAAGGUGGAUGAAGUUGAAACUGCAUCUUCCACGCCGAAUUCGUUCAAGGUACUUCAAAUAUGUAGUGCACAAUUCCAGUGGUGUACCUGAAAGCUCAAGUAGAACAACAGAUAUCUUACCAGAAAA
Molecule: messenger RNA, 1627 nt
Organism: Carassius gibelio (silver crucian carp)
Lineage: Eukaryota; Metazoa; Chordata; Actinopteri; Cypriniformes; Cyprinidae
Product: CD2-associated protein-like
Exons: 13
Coding region: 383-1591 (402 amino acids)
Cellular component (GO): cell leading edge; vesicle; plasma membrane
Molecular function (GO): protein binding
Source: RefSeq, a predicted model, not a curated record